GGGCCGAGGCAACGACAGUCCGCCGCGAGCGCAUGCCAGACUUCGACACGCUGUUACGAUCGACCCGGAUCCGGCGCGCGGUACACUACUACGAAUAUCAAAUGGGAAACUUUUACUUUCGCGCGUGAUAGAACUGUUCGUGUUUCGCCGAUAAUUUGAUCAGUGUACGUGCGUGAGGCUAUGAUAUGCGUUAGUGUUACAAGAGAUACAUUUUCUCAUGUUUGAAAGAGACAAUUGCAAAAUGUUUCUGUGUGUUUGCCUAGUUAUUUGGAGCGGUGCCCUCGCGCCGGCUCUGGCCCAAGGGGAUCGUCGUUGUGGACACCCAGCAGUGCCGCCCAAUGCCAGGGUAUCCCUGCCGACUGCAGACAUUGUACCUGGGACAGUGGCCACAUAUGAAUGCGACGAAGGGUACGAACUGUUCGGGGCACAUCAAAGGGAGUGCACGCUUCAAGGCGAUUGGACUGCGGAACCACCUUUUUGCGGCACGAACGUGGCUUUUCGAAAGCCUGCGAACCAAUCAACGACCGUGAGAGGAGGCAGCGCGGGGAACGGCAACGAUGGAGAAAAAACGACAGAGCACGAUGGAAAACAAUGCACCGAGACAUUGAGAGAAGCUUCUCCUUGGUGGCAAGUCGAUCUACUUCGCCACUAUGCCGUUAAAGUGGUCAGAGUUACUACCCGAGGAUGUUGCGGUCACCAGCCUCUUCAAGAUCUGGAGAUUCGUGUCGGAAAUAGCAGUAGCGACCUUCAGAGAAAUCCUCUAUGCGCUUGGUUUCCGGGAACGAUCGAUGAAGGAGUAACGAAGACGUUUACGUGCGCUCGACCUCUGAUCGGACAACAUGUGUUCCUGCAACUAGUCGGCGUUGAAGGCUCUUUGUCGUUGUGUGAAGUCGAGGUAUUCACAACGGAAGAAUUCUCGAACGACCGCUGUGCGCCAGCGGGCGCGUCGGCGGAUAUAGAGCUAGCAGCGUUCGCAAGAAACUGCUACGAAUUCAGCGUGGCGAAAGGCGCUUCCUUCGAAGACGCGAGGCGGCAAUGUCAAGCACACGGCGGCGACCUUAUACACGGAUUUCAGGGAGCAACAUCGAGCUAUUUAAUUCAGGAGUUGGAAAGACGGAAGACACAGUUAAAAACUCAGCUCGUGUGGAUCGGUGCACAGAAGGAGCCUGGACUCACUUCCCGGACGUGGAAAUGGGUAGACGGUGAAACUGUGUCAAAGCCGGCUUGGGGCAAGGAUCAACCAAAUAAUUACAAUGGAGAACAAAAUUGCGUGGUACUUGAUGGAGGGCGCGCGUGGCUCUGGAACGACGUCGGCUGCAACCUCGACUAUCUCCACUGGAUCUGCCAGUACCUACCUCCAACGUGUGGGAGUCCUGACAAACUGUUAAAUACCACAAUCGAGGGAAACAAUUACAAAGUCGGUUCUACAAUAUCUUACAAAUGCCCAGAAGGACACAUGUUCGUCGGAGACAAAACAAGAGAAUGUAAACGAGAUGGAUUUUGGUCCGGCACAGCACCUAGUUGCAAAUAUGUAAACUGUGGUACUCUAACUCCAAUCCAAGAUGGAGAGGUUGCAUUAGUAGACGGACGGACAACAUACGGUGCAAGAGGAAUUUAUUCCUGCAAAGAAAACUACACUUUAGUAGGAGAACAGGAACGGUUAUGUGGUGACGAGGGUAUUUGGCAAGGAGAGGUUCCCAAGUGUCUAUUCGAUUGGUGCCCCGAACCGCCGCCCGUUGCCGGGGCUACAGUCAAUAUCGGAGGGCACAAAGCCGGCUCCCUCGCCACUUAUACAUGUCAGAAUGGCUUCAUUCUUUUUGGAUCUCCGAGCGUAACGUGUAACCUUGGCGGUGUUUGGUCUGGCACACCACCUUCCUGCAAGUACGUAGACUGUGGUACACCAGCGCAAGUGCACAAAGGAUCAUUCAGACUACUAAACGGCACAACUACUUAUGGGUCAAUAUCUCAGUUCAACUGUGAGCCUGAUUACUGGCUUGCUGGAGCAGAAACACUUACCUGCAAUCGUGACGGAAAAUGGUCUCACGACAUACCUACUUGUGAACUGAUAUCUUGCCCGGACCCAGAAGUCCCAGCGGGAGGGUAUAUGGAAGCCUACGACUACAAUGUUCACUCGACAAUCGACUUCCAUUGCGAGAAGGGACAUAAGCUCGUUGGUGAGCCCAAUCUGACCUGCCAGCAAGAUGGGGAGUGGUCAGGAGAAUCGCCGAAAUGUGAAUAUGUGGACUGUGGAAAACUACCGCCUUUGCCGUACGGUACGUCAGAAUUGUUGAACGGUACGACACAUUUGGGCAGUGUCAUACAAUACGCAUGCACUACCAAUUACCGGCUAGUGGGAGCUGUGAGGAGGGUGUGCACUGAAGAAUAUCAAUGGAGCGACUCAUCACCCAGAUGUGAAGAAAUACGGUGUCCCGAGCCAAUAGUAGCCGACAACAGUAUAGUGUCAGUAACAGGAAACGACCGAAUGCACGGAAGAACGUUGAUCCGUACAUCAGCGAGCACGAACGGUGGUAACACGUACCGUAUCGGCGCUCUUGUGAAGUAUCGAUGCGAGCGAGGGUACAAGGUACUCGGCGAGAGCUUGUCGACAUGCGAGGAUAACGGCCAGUGGAGUGGAGUCACACCUAAGUGUCAAUACGUGGACUGUGGUAAUCCUGGGCGCUUACAGAACGGCAAGGUAACGCUGGCAACAAACGCUACGUAUUAUGGCGCUGCCGCGUUGUACGAGUGUGACCAACACUGGCAACUAGAUGGCGUUUCGCGGAGACUGUGCCAGGACGAUGGCACUUGGAGUUCUGAGGCACCUGUUUGCAAAGAAAUAACUUGCACGGACCCAUCGAUCCAAAUUAAGGGCAGUCUUGGGUUACUUGUCGUAACAUCAACCCUCGGCAUCGGCGGUGAAGCUCAUUACCGAUGCGAACGAGGUUACAGUCUUAAGGGUAACGAGACGAGGACAUGUUUGCCAAGAGGCUUGUGGGCCGGUACUCCACCAGUCUGUAUACCUAUUGACUGCAAAUCUCCCGGGACAAUCGAAAAUGGACGCAUAAUCAUAUCGAAUACUUCGACGCUCUUUGGAAGUUCCAUAGAGUAUCACUGUUUACCACUGUACCAGCGGGUUGGGCAUUUCCUAAGGAAAUGUUUAGAAGAUGGGAAAUGGUCCGGCGAUGAACCGAGAUGUGAACUAGUCACCAAUGAGGCCGCGGAAAGUGGAGCUUUGCCACUAAGCGUUGGCGUUGGAUGCGGUGUUGUUCUAUUUUUAUUAAUGCUGUUGGGAGUUAUUUACUUAAGGCUACGAAAAGCAACACCAGUUAAAAACACAGAAAACAUUGAAGGUGCGGAACGCAAGGAAGACCAAAACGCGGCUGUCAUGAGCUACGCAACACUUCAUGACACAAACGGCCGACAUAUUUACGAUCAUGUGAGCGACAACCUUUACGACUCACCGUACAGCGAGAGUUUAGCCGAAAACGUAGCGUACGGAAGAAGGAGUGACACGGAUUCGGCGUACGAACCUGAACCAACGGGGCCCAGCGCUGUGGUCACCAUUAACGGAGUAGCGAUUCGUUGAUGGAACUUUAUUUUUACGAGUUAAUAUUGCCUCGUAGUGAUUAGAGCUGUAAAAAAUUUAACCGUUUAUGUGAUGAAGACGACAACGUAUUAAUCAAUCAGUGAUAUUAUAUUGACUGUAACUAGGAAUAUUUUGCAACAUUGUAACCGGGUAACCGAUGGUACUUACCUACACGAUUAUUUAUUCAUCAUAACUAAUAUUCUAGCCUUUUUAGUAUAUGUAUAGGAAGCGGCUUGUAAGUUAAACUAUGCGCGGUAACAUAUUUUCGGGUGUUAGCGAUGUAAGAUAAGAGUAGAGAUGUGUAAGUAAUGCACGUAAUAUCACCAAUGAGAUAUCACUCGAACGCGUACCAUUACAUUACGUAUCACUCCGAGAAAUCAAGCAUCACUCCGUCCAAACAUUACUCGAAAUAACAUUACCCGAGAUUGACCGUAAUAAAUUCAAUACAUAGACGCGCCGAUACGUAAGGUCGGUUCAAGUCUAUACACAAAACGCGUAAUGUAUGUAAAAGGUGAUGUGUGCAAUGGCAUGGCAUGGCGCAAACAUUACAUUUGUUAUCCCGCUCGCACUUGUACUCUUGUUGUAGCUUUGUACUACUCACUCGGCCGCGCUAUGUAAUGUAGGUGAUUGUCAAUUAUUUCACAGUACACGUCGAACAAUUUUCAUUGUAAACCUGAGUAGACAACUGUAAUUUUGGUUCAUCUUACUUGCCGGGAUCUAUACCUUCAAUGAGUAAGAAAUUAAGAAUGCGUCUAGUUCAAGUUGUGUCGCUCAAUUACCAUCUUGCCAAUAAUUGGUUUUAUGAGCUAUUACUUACUGCUAAGUUUUUUUGUAUAAUAUUUUUAAUGGUUACCAAUUUUAUAACAAUGCCAAUACAACUGAUAUGUGCACUUCAGAUGGAGUUCCAUAUUUCACUGCCGGUACACGAGUCAUUGAAGUAUGAAUAAAAUCUUAAGCGCGCUUAGCUUGAGAUUUGGAUGUUUUUAUUUUUUAGUUUGAUAUUUCCAAAAUAAAUUAUUCAAAGUGGUCCCCAACCAUUACUAGGUAUAUAACCAAAGAUGUAAAAAGAGUUGGAAAUUGUAUGAAAUAUAUUUAUAUUUAUGUUAGAUUAUGACUGUGUAUAUUAUAUAUCGAGAGCCUUCUAUUAGGAGCCACACAUACCUCAUUUUAAAGAAAUAUGCUUUAUUUUACGGUUCAGGGUCUGGAACUUUAAAACUUUUCUAUUUUCCGAAGCCACCACAAUCCUAUAUUAGGCUGGUACUUACCAUAUGAUAGGAGCGUGGGUUCACAAACUUUCAGCCACCCUAAAAUGAGGUAUCAUAUAUUAUACGAGUACCUAUUAAAUAACGUGACUCUAGGGUCUAAUUUAUUACACAAACAAGCGUCUAGGGUUGCCAACAUUUCUUGAGAAAAAUUUGUAUUUUUCAAAAAAUUAAAAGUUAGUAUAAAUACGAGUACGUAUUUUAUGGAACAAGCGAAAAAAUUACAUAAAUUGUAAUGUUUUUAAAAACCAUAUUUAGUUGCAUUUUUUUAUCAAAAAUUAAUUUUUAAAUUACUGAAAACAAAAAGAUAUCUUUUUUGUAUAUUCUUCGUUUAUAGUUCGGAACUCGAUAAGAAAGACAACUUUGAAUACGCUAGAUGCUAUUUAACUGUCGAAAACUUUCAUAAAUAUUUAAAAUGAAAAAUUUGUUAUCUAUUUAAGAGUAUACCUACAUAAGAAAAUGAGUUAUGGUCUGGCUAUCGUAGGCUCUCGGUCCAUUACUUGUCUGCAACUUAUAUCGGCCUUUCUGAUAAUAGGAUGUUGUUGUAAAUUUAAGGAAGUUAUCAUUCAUUGCAACUAUAAAAUAAGUUUUAAUAUAGUUUUGUAAUUUUUUAUACUUAUCACAAUUCCAAUAACUAUUAUUAUGUAACUUUGUACUACUUUUUUAUACUUUUUGUGCGCUUCUACGUCCCAUAGUAAUAAGAAUAAGCGGUAAGCUUUAAUUAAUUUUCUUUACAUUGCUUAUUGCAGAGGAUACUGACAAUUUGGGCCCAGCACGUUACAGUUAAAAAAAAAUUAUAAUAAAUCAAAAUCACCAAAAAUCAUUAGAAUUCACAGUUGUUAAUAUUUUGUAAAAUGGGUGUUUUUAGUUGAUAUCGUGCUUUUUUAUCGUAGGCAGAGGUAUAAUAAAAACAACAUUUUUGUUUAAUGAUUCACAAAACUAAACCAGUCUAAAUCAAUAAGUAUUGGUAUUUAAUAAAUUACACUAAUUUGGAUAUUGUAACGGUUAAUUCAUUAAGCCAGGGCACAGCAAUGUAUGAAAAAUUGUCGGUCUCCUAUUAGUAUUUUUUUAGAUAAGUAACGUAUUCUGUUAUGCAAUCAACGAUAUUUUAUAUUAUACACUACAAAAUCACCGCAAAAAAGUGACUCGUAUUUCGCUACUCAAUAGGUACAGCGCAUAAGUACAUGCAGAAUUUUGUGUUUUCUUAAAUUAUAUAUUUAAGUAUUUACAUUUCCUGAACACACAACUUGACAUUGUAGACAGUAUUUAGGUAUUAUGUGUUUAAAUAACUUUCGUUGUUUAAUAAAUGAUGCACUAGUGCUUUAUCUCUAAUCAAAAUCAAAAAUCAAAAAUUCAUUUAUUUCAAGUAGGCUCAGUAUACAAGCACUUUUGAUACGUCAGUUGACUAUUUGUAAAGAUUCUACCACCGGUAUUCUAGUAUAAAAUAUCGUUGUAUGCAAUAGCUUUAAUGUUAACUUUGGAUAGAAAACUAUCGCAUAAUAAAUGUUUUAACUCAACGAACAAAUAUUACGCCGUGAUAAGAUUGCUUUUAUUUAUCUUGUUAAAAUAAUAAUCAAAAUGUGCAAUCAAAAGUUUAAUAUUCACUGUAGAUAAUCAUCAAUCAGAGGGCCUAGUGGCAGUUUGAUACUGUUACUAUUGCGUUAACGUAAACGCAAAUUUCGAAGGAAUUGAAACAGCGCCAUCUAGUGGCACUACUGCACAACUGUUUCAAUUCCAUAUAAAUUCGCGUUUACGUCAACGCGAUAGUAACAGUAUGAAAAUAUUGAAAACUCCCACUAGGCACACAGAUCUAGGCAGAACAAAAGUAAAAAUAGUAUUUUUCUCUCUCAAUAUCAAAAUCUCUCGAAUUAGAAAGUUACCUACUUAUUGAAAAUUAUAAUAUUUUCAGACGUUAUGAUUAUAAAUGUAUUAAUUGUUAAUUAUGUUUAAAUAUUUUUAAUUAUGCCCCUUUUCACAAAUAGAAUUCAGUUGAAAUUACUAACAUUUUGUUUUAAGAAUAGAAAAUCAAUCACUUAAUUUAGAUGUGUAUGUUCCUUUAUAUAAUCUAUGGACUAUCAUUAAAAUUCGAACUCAUUUUAAUUAUUUUAAGCAACGAAUUCAUCUUUUAUAUUUCCAAUUCAACGAAUACAAAUGUUAGCGAAUUCUAAACUUUUAGUUGUUCCGAAUUCGAAAUCGGAAUUAUGUGUAAUAUUUAGAUAAGUUUUCUUAUGUGUUUAAACCGAUUUAUAACAAUGGUAAUUGUAGAUAACAAUAAUGAAAGAGGAUAAUUUAUACCUAAAAAGCAUGCAUUUAGGUCAUGUGUAACAUAAUAAAUAUGUAGGCGAAAACUUACAUAUACAUUACAGGUACAUAUGAAAAUAACAAACUAUAUUUCGUGAUAUUUUACUGACUUAAGGUAGGACUUGGUGUAUUGAAUUUUCAAUCAAAUUUAUUUAUUGCGUCGAGUGCGUGUUUGUACUUAUUCGAUCGCUUAUAACUGUGUGCCUAGUGGGAGUUUUCAAUAUUUUCAUACUGUUACUAUCACGUUGACGUUUACGCAAAUUUAUAUGAAUUGAGACAGUUGUGCAGUAGUGCCACUAGAUGGCGCUGUUUCAAUUCCUUAGAAAUUCGCGUUUACGUUACGUGACAGUAACAGUAUCAAACUGCCACUAGGCCCUCUGUUAAAUUGAAUUAGCGCCAUCUAGUCACAGACUGUCAUUUCUCUUCUUGUGCAUCCAUGACCAGAAAAACAAACGCCACGUCAUGUUGCGAAAAAAAAUGGAAUUAAUUUCUUUAUUCGUUUAUAAUCCGUGAUGCACAGAUGGCGUUUUUUCGAUACCUUACUUUUAACCGACUUCAAAAAAGAAGGACGUUAUCAAUUCUUCGGAAUCUUUUUUUACCCUUUCGAAUACCUAGAAAUACUACCGCUCAUCACACAGACUAGGUAGGUACGUAGGCAAGGGCCGAUCCAGCAAUUUUGCCGCUCUGAGCAUAGAUAAAUUUUGUCGCCCUAUAAAUAAACCAAAAAUACUUUUAUUAUUACAUUGUUAUAUUAUUACAGCUUUUUGACUACUAGUUGAAAGAUAUAAAAUAAGUCUGCUUAUUAAAAUAAGUCAAUUUUGUUGCACUUCAUUUUUGCCUCUUUAGACAAAUGCCCUCUCUGGAUCGGGCUCUGUACGUAGGUAGCGUAGAGGGAUAAUAGGUUCUGCUAGGCUAUUCUGUAACGAUAUUUUUAUAACUCACAAGUGCGAGUUUCGAAUUCACCCUCUAUCUCACUCUGUUUACCACGAUACUAUAGAAAGAGAAAGCGGUGAGUUCGAAACUCAGCACUGAGAUAAACAAAACAUUGUUAGAGAAUAGCCGUGCUCUUUAUGGUGGGUAGGGAGAUAUUUUAAAAUUUUACUAAAUUCGGUCAAAGCACUAUAGCUACUUUAUUAUGUCGGUAUGAAACAUCCUAUGCCCUACUAUACGUUUAGUCUUUUCAAUAUAUAAUUUUAAAAUAUGAAACACAUCACGUAGGUAGGUAUUCUUAGUAGUAAGAUUUUUAUUUUAAAUGAAUACUAAUGUGAUUGUUACAACGGUCGAAAUAAGGAUCUACUUUGUUGUAUUUUGUAUAAAUUAGAUAAUAAUUAUAUUAUUAUUAUAUCUGCUCGUACAUUUGAGUACGUAAUUGUUUUAAUGUGUUCGUUUAAUAAAUGUAUUUGAUAUAUAG
Molecule: messenger RNA, 8560 nt
Organism: Bicyclus anynana (squinting bush brown)
Lineage: Eukaryota; Metazoa; Arthropoda; Insecta; Lepidoptera; Nymphalidae
Gene: fw
Product: CUB and sushi domain-containing protein 1
Exons: 18
Coding region: 218-3586 (1122 amino acids)
Source: RefSeq, a predicted model, not a curated record